Molecule: messenger RNA, 1149 nt
Organism: Acaulospora morrowiae
Lineage: Eukaryota; Fungi; Glomeromycota; Glomeromycetes; Diversisporales; Acaulosporaceae
Source: the annotation of a GenBank genome assembly
GUUACAUUUCUUACCCACGUACUGAGACUACUUCGUACGCAAAAAACUUUGAUUUUAAUGAAGUUCUAAGGGCUCAUUCGAAUCAUGAUAUAUGGGGGCCAUAUUCUAAAGAACUAUUAGAUAAUGGAAUCGAGCGUCCUACGGGAGGGGUUGAUGUCGGCGAUCACCCGCCCAUAACACCUACGCGAUCAGCGCGGGAAGGCGAAUUGUCUGGAGAUUCAUGGAGAAUUUACAACUAUAUAACUCGGCAUUUUUUAGGAUCGAUAAGUCCCAAUUUAAGAUACCAGAAAACCAGUUACACGAUCAAAGUCGGCAAUGAAUAUUUCGAAUGUUCGGGAUCGAAAGUGAUUCAACCUGGAUUUUCGUCAAUCAUGCAUUGGCGCACGAUGUCAGAUCAAAAUAUUCCAGAGUACCGUCAAGGUGACAUCUUGAAAGUUGUUAGUGUUAAUACGACUGAAGGAAAGACCAGUCCACCAGAUUACCUAACGGAAAGUGAAGUCAUCAGUCUGAUGGAGAAGCAUGGCAUAGGUACUGACGCCUCUAUACCCGUUCACAUUAACAAUAUAUGUCAGAGAAAUUAUGUUUCGGUUCAAUCUUCGGCGCGAAAAUUGGUUCCAACAAAUUUAGGGAUUGUUUUAAUUCAUGGAUAUCGUAUCCUUCGUGUUUGUCAAGUGAUUUAUCGUGUAGAAAAAAUCGAUCCUGACCUGUCGCUGCCUACAAUGCGAAGUGAUGUUGAGAAACAGCUGAAUUAUAUUGCAACGGGAAAAGCCGCAUAUACUGAAGUUUUAGAUCAUUCCUUGCGGUUAUUCCGAGAAAAAUUUAAAUACUUUAGGGAGAAGAUCGAUCAGAUGGAUGAAUUAUUCGAAGCUACAUUUUCCCCUCUCGCUUCAACUGGUAAAAUUUUGUCAAGAUGCGGGAAAUGCAAACGCUAUAUGAAAUAUAUUUCGAUGCGACCGCAACGUCUACACUGUCCACAUUGUGAUGAAACAUAUUCUUUGCCGCAAAAUGGGACUAUCAAGUUGUAUAAGGAACUCCAAUGUCCGCUUGAUGACUUUCAACUGGUGUCAUUUUCUACUGGAUCGAAGGGUACCGGUUAUCCCAUAUGUCCUUAUUGUUAUAACAACCCUCCUUUCGAAAACAUCAAAAAAG